Apiotrichum porosum is the source of this 1692-nucleotide messenger RNA. RefSeq lists its product as uncharacterized. The transcript is spliced from 7 exons. The record is from RefSeq and is a predicted model, not a curated record. Lineage: Eukaryota; Fungi; Basidiomycota; Tremellomycetes; Trichosporonales; Trichosporonaceae. The coding region runs from base 1 to 1692 and encodes 563 amino acids.
AUGUCUUCGCCAGGAGAUACACAGGUUCAACCUGAUCAAAAGGAACAACCCCACCAUGUCGAAGCCGUUGAGCGUGCCGACUCGCCGAUCCAGGAGAAGAUGGUGCAAGGUCUCGGCCACGACUCGGCGGGUAUGGCCGUCAUCGAGCAGAUCAACAUCAUCCCCCAAACUGGAGAACGCAUGCCGACCACCAGGUGGGAGUACAUUUCCUUCUUGAUGAUGUACUUCCAGAACAACGGCACACCCAUCGGUUCUCAAGGCGGAAACCUCCGAAUGAAGCUCAUCGACAUGCAAUUCCCGGACUCCAUCAUCCCCUGGGGUGGCCAGCACAUGCCCAUGAACUCGUUCCUCCUCGACCAGAAUGGUAUUCAGUUUGCGGUCAACCUCGUGUUCCUUCUUCUCGUUGGUCCAUACGCCGAUUAUGGUCGCUGGCGUCCGUGGAUCAUGAUCUCCGGUACGGUGAUUGUCACGGCAUGCACGUUUGGCAUGAUUGGCACGUACAAGCCUUCCCAGUGGCAGGCUGCAAACGCCCUGUGGAUGCUUGGAAACCUUGGCUACAGCAUUGCGACUACGUUUUACCAGGCCACGUUCCCGUCCAUUGCGCGCAACCUCCCCCAGGUGCUAAAGUCGGAGCAGGACGUGAAGAUGGGCCUCAAAACACCCGAAGAGCACGACAUUGUCGACCAGUACGAACGUUCCAAGCUGUACAACCUGUGCAACAUCACUGGGUCCGUGCUCGUCGUCAUUUUCUACGGUAUCGCGAUUGGUAUCAGCUACGCCAUCACUCACAACAGCACCGAGGAUGGGCCUGUCAUCAAAACGUUCCGGGUCCUCCUCGGCUACUUUGGAGUGCUGGUCCUAAUCUGUGUCGUCCCCUUCUUCUGCCUCCACAAGUUCCGCCCAGGGCAACAGCUGCCCGAGGGCACGCACAUCUGGGCCGUGGGCCCCAAGCAGGCAUGGCAGGCGCUCAAGAGCAUUCGCCAGCUCAAGCACGCCGUCCUGUACCUCAUCGCCUACACGCUUCUCCAGGAAGCCACGGGGACACAGUGGAACAUGACCAGUAUCCUCCAGUCGGAGCACAUCCACUUCAACCCUGUGGCCAACUCGGCCUUUGGCCUCUUGGCGGACCUUGCCGGCGGCAGCGGCACCUUCUUCAUGCUCUGGUUCCAGAAGCGCUUCAAGGUGUCUGUCAAGACGCUGACCUGUUAUGGCGGCAUAAUGGCCCUCGUUCCGAUCGUGUGGGGAGCCAUCGGCACCUGGACGAACAAGAUUGGCUUCCACAACACUUGGGAGUUUUGGGUGUUGCAGUUCUGGAACUUUCAAACGGCGGCGUGGGGCAGCUAUUCGAUCACCAUGAUCUCCGAGGUGAUCCCCGCCCCCAAGGCAUACAUGUUCUUUGCCUUGUUCAACACCAUUUCGCGUACAUCUGGGUUCACUGGGCCGUUCAUCUGCUCGGCCAUCAUCAAGCAAGCCAACGGCAACACCAACGUGGCGUACUGGUUCCUCGUCGGCCUGGGCGUGCUCGGUGUGGCCGUCCUGUUCAUGGUCGACCCCGUGCAAGCCAAGAUUGACAAUGCGGGAUACCUUCAGCGCGAGGCCGAGGAGCUCUACUCUGCUCACCAGCGGGCGCAGCAGCACGAGAUUGUCGAGCACCAGGACAUGGAAGCUGCCACGGGCGUGGUUUCCUCUUGA